UGCUGGCUUCUAUUUCUUCUCUCUUUUUAAACAAAGGUUGCUUUAUUAAUGUAUCCUUUUCCCAAUCCCAUAUCAAUCCUUAACCACCUCUCUCCAUAAAUACAUUCAGCAAGGCAUUUGUAACUCUUCUAUACAACCUCUUCAACUGUGAGUACUGGUCAUUUGUUUCCACAUCCAGUCCUUUUUGAAUCUUUGGAGACUGAUGGGCCUCCCUCAAGCUCCUGCCCCUCCCCAUCUUUACCCUCAACAACUUCAACUUAAACUUUACCAGGCUUUCAUUUUUUCAAUUCCUAUUCUCUUCUCUAUCAUUCUUUUUCUGUUGUUUUACUUGUUCUACCUCAAGAGAAGGGCUUCCUCAAUUUCAUCUCCUUCACAUAUAAUUCCAGGAAGUUCCGAUCAAGCUGCUCCAUACCACGCCUCUUCUAUUUGUCAGAUUGGUCUGAAGGAAGAGUUUAAAGACAAGCUACCAAUUGUCUUAUUUGAUGAAGAAUUAAUGACAAAGGAUUCCCAAUGCUGUGUUUGCUUGGGCGAGUUCGAGAUCGAAGAGGAAGUUUUCCAAAUCCCAUCAUGCAAGCAUGUGUUUCACAUCGACUGCAUACAUCAUUGGCUGCACUCGAACUCAACUUGUCCACUUUGUAGAUGUUAUGUCAUUUUCCCUACCACCAAAUUUUGUACUAGUCCGCUACAAUCUAGUGGACGUAUGAUACUGCCGCAAUCUAGCGCAAACUCUCACCAUUCUCAGAACAUGACAUCAGAACCGCAGCAACAAGAAGAUGUUGGUGCUGGAUUAACAGAACAAUUUGUGAUACCUAUGGAAGGACCAGCAAGUGUGACAACACAAUUGAGGGACUCUUCCAGCUUGCCUGAGUUGUCUAUUUCCAUGGAGAGUGGAGGGGGUUCUACAAAUGGAGAAUCUGUUAUUCUUCAUAUUCGAACACGAAGUCCAAGAAGAGAAAAUUUGCCUCUGCACGAAGUUGAAAUAAGUAGAUAGGCAAAAGCUCUCAAGGCGGACACCAAAUGGGAAACACACGUGUGAACGCCCGCGUGCCUAUAAGCAUGCACUUUCUUUCAGCUAGCUGCGUAAUUCUGUUUCGAAAAUUUCUUGGAAGGGGUUGGAUAGAAGGCCGGUCACUAGCUAGUAGUGUCAGGAAAUCACUGAUAAGGUAAGGUCAGCCUUGUAGCGAAAUCCGAAUUUAGCUCUUCUCAUGUCAGUAAAUGAAGAAAUUACAAGAAAAGCAUGCUAAGAUGAGCAUUUUUGCCCCGAAAAUAUGGUUAAAUCUUGUGGUA
Molecule: messenger RNA, 1287 nt
Organism: Populus euphratica (Euphrates poplar)
Lineage: Eukaryota; Viridiplantae; Streptophyta; Magnoliopsida; Malpighiales; Salicaceae
Product: RING-H2 zinc finger protein RHA4a-like
Exons: 3
Coding region: 203-991 (262 amino acids)
Biological process (GO): protein ubiquitination
Molecular function (GO): transferase activity
Source: RefSeq, a predicted model, not a curated record